AUGAAUCUCGAAUUAGCCAAACGUUAUGUCUACUACACGAAUAGAGACAGCGGGUGGUACAGAUGGAGAUGGCUCCUCUGGCUCAUCCUUAUUCCUGUCUUCUUUAUCAUUUUAGCUCUUUUCUUUAUGAGAAGAAGGAGAAACAGAGCUCAUGUCAUGACCAAUCAGCCCUAUUACAAGGAAAAUUAUGCUCCACAAGGUGGGUACGUGCCACCUCCACCUCCUCCUCAGCCCCAGCAAACAGGGUACGGGGGCGGCUACCAGCAAGGAUACCAGGCGGGUUACGGUUCGGGAACAGGGGGCAACCAAGGCAACUCGGGCUUCAACAAUGACUAUAAUCAGAAUUACGGUGUGGGCAGCCUGAGCUAUGGAAACGAGGGCUACCUGGGUUCUGCAGCACCCCCAGACUAUGCACCUCCUCUGGAGCCUCCUAAGGGAUACACUAAGUAA
Candidozyma auris is the source of this 450-nucleotide messenger RNA. RefSeq lists its product as uncharacterized. The record is from RefSeq and is a predicted model, not a curated record. The coding region runs from base 1 to 450 and encodes 149 amino acids. Lineage: Eukaryota; Fungi; Ascomycota; Pichiomycetes; Serinales; Metschnikowiaceae. The transcript has a single exon.